AUGUCGUUACAAGAAAGCAACAACAAUAUCCCUCAAGGUGCUUUUAGUUUUCCUAAGGAAGAAGAAGCAGUUAUCAAACAUUGGGAUGAUGUCAAUGCUUUUCAAAGAACUUUAGAGUUGACUGAAGAUUUACCGCCAUUUGCGUUUUUUGACGGACCACCAUUUGCCACUGGUACUCCUCAUUACGGGCACAUUUUGGCCUCUACAGUCAAAGAUAUUAUCCCACGUUAUGCCACCAUGAACGGGUAUCAUGUGGAGAGAAGAUUCGGUUGGGAUACCCACGGUUUGCCAGUAGAACAUGAAAUUGACAAAAAGUUGAACAUUACCUCGAAAGAAGAUGUUUAUGCCAUGGGUAUUGACAAGUACAAUGCUGAAUGUCGUGCAAUUGUGAUGAGAUACGCUGAUGAAUGGCGUAGAACAAUCAAGAGAUUGGGGAGAUGGAUUGAUAUGGACAACGAUUACAAAACCUUGUACCCUGAAUUUAUGGAAUCUGUGUGGUGGGCUUUCAAGGAGUUGUUUAACAAGGAUGCCGUUUAUAGAGGUUUGAGGGUCAUGCCUUAUUCCACUGCUUGUACCACACCAUUGUCGAACUUUGAAGCCCAACAAAACUAUAAAGAAGUUAACGACCCAGCACUUACUAUUUCGUUCCCAUUGCUUGAUAACGAAGACACUUGUUUGGUUGCUUGGACUACCACGCCAUGGACCUUACCUGCAAAUCUUGCGUUAGCAGUUAAUCCAAAGUUUGAGUAUGUAAAGAUUUUUGAUGAGGAAAAAAAGAAAAACUUUAUUCUUUUGGAAAGUUUGAUCAGUACUUUGUACAAGAAACCUAAAUCGGCCAAGUUCAAGGUUGUUGAGAAAAUUUUGGGUAAAGAUUUAGUUGGACUCAAAUACAAGCCAUUGUUCAAUUACUUUUACGAAGAUUUCAAGGAUACUGGGUUCAGAGUUAUUCCAGCCGACUAUGUUACCAACGAUUCUGGUACUGGUAUUGUCCAUCAAGCCCCAUCCUAUGGUGAAGAGGAUUUCAACAGUACCAAAGCCGCAGGAGUCAUCAACGAAAAGAAGUUGCCACCAAGCAUUGUUGAUGAUUCAGGGAGAAUGGAAUCCAAUGUUCCUGAAAUUGCCGGAAUGUACUUUAAGGAUGCCGACAAGGUUAUUAUCAAGAAAUUGCUGGAAGAAGGUAGACUCUUGGUCAACACCCAAGUAAAGCACUCGUACCCAUUCUGUUGGAGAUCAGAUACUCCAUUGAUGUACAGAACCGUCCCUGCAUGGUUUGUUAGAAUUGGCGAAGUCAUUCCUGAAAUGUUGGAUAAUGUUGAAAAGACAAACUGGGUUCCUUCCAACAUUAAAGAUAAGAGAUUUUCCAACUGGAUUGCCAAUGCCAGAGACUGGAACAUUUCCAGAAAUAGAUACUGGGGUACACCAAUUCCAUUAUGGGUUUCUGACGAUUUUGAAGAAAUGGUGUGUGUUGGUUCUAUCCAAGAAUUAAGGGAGUUGUCUGGUCGUGAUGAUAUUACUGAUAUUCACCGUGAGAGCAUCGAUUCUAUUACCAUCCCAUCCAAAAAGGGUAAGGGCCAAUUGAAGAGAAUUGAAGAAGUUUUUGAUUGUUGGUUUGAAUCUGGUUCUAUGCCAUAUGCAUCCAAACAUUAUCCAUUUGAAAAUGAAAAGAAGUUUUUGGAUGCCUUUCCGGCAAAUUUCAUUUCCGAAGGUUUAGAUCAAACUAGAGGUUGGUUCUACACAUUGACUGUAUUGGGUACCCAUUUGUUCAAAACCGCACCAUAUCAGAAUGUUAUUGUCACUGGUAUUGUGUUGGCUGCUGAUGGUAAAAAGAUGUCGAAACGUUUGAAGAACUACCCAGACCCAACCUUGGUGUUGGAGAAAUAUGGUGCCGAUGCGUUGAGAUUGUACUUGAUCAAUUCCCCAGUGUUGAGAGCCGAAACAUUAAAGUUUAAGGAAGAAGGGGUCAAGGAAAUUGUUUCCAGUGUGUUGUUGCCAUGGUACAACUCCUACAAGUUUUUAAAGGAUGCUGCUGACCUUUUCAAGAAGGAUAAUGGCAAAGACUUUGUUUACGACAACAGUUUACAUUCAACCAACGUUAUGGACAGAUGGUUAUUAGCAUCAAUCCAAUCUUUGAUCAAGUUUAUUCACGAAGAAAUGACUGGGUACAGAUUAUAUACUGUUGUUCCUAGAUUGUUGCAUUUCAUUGACGAUUUGACCAACUGGUACAUUAGAUUCAACCGUCGUAGAAUCAAGGGAUAUGCUUCCGAAGAUGUUGAAGACACCCAAAAGGGUCUCAAUACAUUGGUCGAAGCGUUGUUGACAUUGUCUAGAGCAAUGGCUCCUUUCACUCCAUACUUGGCUGAUGGAAUUUACCAAAGAAUCAAGGUAUACUUUAAGCAAGAAGAUUUGGAAAAGAUUGCUAUUAACCCUAAGAAUGUUGACUUGAGAUCAGUGCAUUUCUUGAGCUACCCAUCAGUGAGACAAGAGUUGUUUGAUGAAAAGAUUGAGGUUGCUGUUGCAAGAAUGCAAAAGGUUAUUGACAUGGCCAGAAACAUUAGAGAAAAGAAGAUGAUUUCAUUAAAGACUCCAUUGAAUGAGUUGGUGGUUUUGAGUGCAGAUGCUGAUUUGUUGAAGGACAUUGAUUCUUUGAAAGGAUACAUUAGUGAUGAGUUGAAUGUGAGAAAUGUUGUCAUCACAUCAGACGAAGCCAAGUACUGUGUUGAGUACUCGUGUGUUGCUGAUUGGCCAGUGUUGGGUAAAAAGUUAAAGUCAGACGCCAAAAAAGUCAAGGCAGCAUUGCCUAAAGUUUCCUCUGAAGAAGUUCAAAGAUUUGCUGAGUGUGGUAAAAUCACUGUUGAUGGUAUUGACUUGGUGACUGAAGAUUUGCAAGUGCAAAGAGGCUUGCCAGCUUCUAAAGCCGAAGAGGGCCAAGAGUUUAGAUCUCACCAAGAUGUUUUGAUUAUUUUGGAUGUCAAUUUGCACCCUGAAUUGGAAAGUGAAGGUUUGGCAAGAGAGUUGAUUAACCGUAUCCAAAGAUUGCGUAAAAAGGCUGGUUUGAAUACCACUGACGAUGUUCAAGUUCAAUACCGUGUCGUCAAAGAUACUAUUGAUUUGCCAAAGAUUAUUAAAGACAAUGAAGAGUUGUUGUUGAAAUCAACCAAAUAUCCAAUUGAGGAAUUGAAGGAAGCACAAGAUCUGGCUAAUGUCAUUACCGAUGAAGAGCAAACAAUUAACGAUACAGUGUUUAAUUUGCGUUUAUUAAAAAUUUAG
This is a messenger RNA of Candida albicans SC5314, 3267 nucleotides long. RefSeq names its product isoleucine--tRNA ligase (gene ILS1). NCBI's taxonomy places the organism in Eukaryota, Fungi, Ascomycota, Pichiomycetes, Serinales, Debaryomycetaceae. Gene Ontology annotation, biological process: isoleucyl-tRNA aminoacylation. Bases 1 to 3267 code for a protein of 1088 amino acids. Gene Ontology annotation, molecular function: tRNA binding; ATP binding; aminoacyl-tRNA deacylase activity. The transcript has a single exon. The record is from RefSeq and is a predicted model, not a curated record.